AUGGACGUGCCGCCUGUGCAUCCUGGACCAGCCUCAGAUAAGAUAUUAGUGUUACAGGGUGAUCAUAGGUCCACCUACGCAAGUGAGGGACAACUAGUGGAUCAGACUCUCCGCGCCAGGAGACCGGACGACUUGUGGGAAUUUUUGAGGGAGAGAGCUUUCCAUCCUCGCGUAGUCGAGCGCCUCCUUAAUACGAGCUUCUAUAGUAUUUUUGAGAUUGGGCGGCUGCAGCUCGACUGGUCUCUGAUCACGGCGUUGAUAGAGCGGUGGCGACCGGAGACACACACUUUUUACCUGCCCAUUAGCGAGGCCACCCUCAUGCUUCAGGAUGUUCAGGUUUUAUAUGGGCUGCGUGCUGAUGGACUGGCUGUUGAACUGCCUCAGUAUAUGAGAUCUAUGACGCGUGGCCAGAAUUUGGACUUGCUGCAGCAGUUUACUGGUUUUAGGCCACAAGGUGAGAAUACAGCUAGAGGGGGUAGUCGCAUUGCUGUGACAGCUAUCAGACAACAUUUGGAGGUAUUGCACCCCGACAUCACCGGCGAGACAGAUGAUCUCCAUAUUCACCUGUACACGAGGUUGGCGCUGCUCCUUCUUAUUGGGGAUGUCUUGUUCCCGAACACUUUGGGAAAUCUAUUCAUCUGGACGCCAUACAACGACGAGUUUAUAGCUGGCCUGCCCGAUUAUUGCUCGGUCGACCGACAGCUUUGGAGAACUUCCGUCCCGCUGAUGUGCCUCGAUGUUGUGGAGCAUCAUGCCACAGAGCGG
This is a messenger RNA of Nicotiana tabacum (common tobacco), 765 nucleotides long. The record is from RefSeq and is a predicted model, not a curated record. Lineage: Eukaryota; Viridiplantae; Streptophyta; Magnoliopsida; Solanales; Solanaceae.